This is a messenger RNA of Atta colombica, 632 nucleotides long. Its product is annotated as Down syndrome cell adhesion molecule-like protein 1 homolog. The transcript has a single exon. The coding region runs from base 95 to 460 and encodes 121 amino acids. Lineage: Eukaryota; Metazoa; Arthropoda; Insecta; Hymenoptera; Formicidae. The record is from RefSeq and is a predicted model, not a curated record.
AAAGCUUUAAUGAGAUCGGGUAGUUGGCUAACGCAUAGGUGUUUGUUAGAAUCACCGAGAAUCAUUCGCAGACGCCGUUGCAUCUUUUUCGGUAAUGAAGCAUGAAUUGUUUGACCAAACCUUAGUCGGACCGCAGCUUCUACCAAUCGCUUUCAAUGCCGAGAUCGCCAAUUGGGGAGACUCCGUGUCCGUGCCCUGCUCGAUCCUAAAGGGUGACAUGCCCAUGGAUAUAUCGUGGUCGUUCGAUGGCGUAUCGAUCGACACGUCAAAAGAUACGGGUAUCACGAUCACCAGAAUCAGCAAGCACUUGAGCACCCUCAGCAUCGACGGCGUCUCGGCGCGCCAUGCCGGAGAGUAUGCCUGCUCCGCGUCAAAUUUAGCUGGUUCCGUCAGUCGAUCGACAACUUUGAUCGUCAAUGGUACGACCCUAAUUCCCUCGGCACGGUUUCCGAUACAAUAGAUUUACAGUACAUAAUAACUAUCACGAACCUCAAAUUUUCCCGAACCCACUAUCCUCAAAGACCUCUUCCAAAAGAUUUCUUGUAAUAAAACAAGGUACAUAUUCCACCGCCAUACCAACCUUAUCUAGCAGUCCAUAUCGCACUUGACUGAAACGAACGUCAUAAUCGAUA